This is a messenger RNA of Trematomus bernacchii (emerald rockcod), 2849 nucleotides long. It is a transcript of the gene grna, whose product is annotated as granulin a. The record is from RefSeq and is a predicted model, not a curated record. Gene Ontology annotation, cellular component: extracellular region. NCBI's taxonomy places the organism in Eukaryota, Metazoa, Chordata, Actinopteri, Perciformes, Nototheniidae.
GUUGCCUGUCCCUGUGUGCAGAUGCAGAGCUGGGGUGUGAUCUGCUGCGCUCUGCUGGCUCUGGUUGGUGCUGAGGAGUGUCCAGAUGGAGCCAGAUGUAAAGACGGUCAAACCUGCUGCAACGACCCGGUCAACGGCUAUGAAUGCUGCCCGUUUGAUCAGGCUGAGUGCUGUGCGGAUCACAUGCAUUGCUGUCCUUCGGGGACUCUCUGUCAUGCGGAAACGUUCAGCUGUUUGAACACUACUGGCUCCAUCCCCUGGGUGGAAAGAGCUUCUGCUGAUCAGCCCGGAAUCUCCAAAUCCUUCAGGAUGAUCAAGGCGUUCAUGGGGGAGGAGGAAGACAACAUCUGUCCUGAUCAGUCUCGAUGCCCACCUGAGUUUUCCUGCCAGAGGGCUCUGACCAGGUUUGGCUGCUGUCCCCUAGCUCAGGGAGUCCCCUGCUCUGAUGGGAAACACUGCUGUCCUGAGGGCCACCAGUGCAGCGAUGACUGUCGUUCCUGCAUCAAGAAAGAGGUAGUGACUACAGUGUUGUGCAGUGACGGCGUGUCAGAGUGUCCAGAUGAAACCACCUGCUCUAAGACAGAUGGAACGUAUGGGUGCUGCCCAAUGCCAAAGGCCGUGUGCUGCGACGAUAAGAUACACUGCUGUCCUGAAGGGCACACAUGUAAUGUUGAGGAAGGCAAAUGUAUUUCCUCAUCUACCAAAAAAGAGACUCCUAUGUGGGCCAAACUCCCUGCCAGGAUCAGAGCAGACUGGGAGAACCACAAAGGUGAACAAGUCACUGCAAAGACAGUUGUUACAGGUGGAUCAGAAGACCCUGAAUUCACCACCGUAUAUACAGUUUCUCCUACAGAGACGGAAGUAUCACCUGUCACUCAGACAGCUGCAGUAAAUGAUGUGGUCUGUGAUUCUACAUCGGCAUGUCCGGAUAACACCACCUGCUGUAAAAAGAAGGAGGGCCAAUGGUCUUGCUGUCCUCUACCAGAGGCUGUUUGUUGUGAAGAUUUCGCUCACUGCUGCCCAAAAGGUAAGACAUGUAACCUGGCUGCUCAGACCUGUGACGACAACACAUACUCCAAACCCUGGUUCGAGAAGAUACCCUCAAUCCCCAGACAGGGGGCACAGGUGGAGGAUGUUCCAUGUGACGCCCUCAAGAGCUGUCCUGAUGAGACCACCUGCUGCAAGACCAAAACAGGAGACUGGGCCUGCUGUCCUUUACCUAAAGCGGUCUGUUGUGAUGACCUCGAGCACUGCUGCCCUGCUGACACCACCUGUAACCUGGUGAGUCAAACAUGUGACGGCAGCUUGGGCUCGACGCCCAUGAAGCAGAAGUUACCUGCGUUUGGAACAGUGGCACCAACUACAGUGGCCACUACGGCUACAACCGAAAGUGAGGCAACCGACACUGAGCAAACAACCGAGCCUGACGAAGAGGAAGUGACUACCGCACAGCUGGAGAAACAUGACGAGGAAGAGGACAUUCUGUGUGACGCCCACACCAGCUGCCCUCGGUCCACCACAUGCUGCUUCAUGGACCAGUAUCGAAAGUGGGGCUGCUGCCCGCUGAAAGAGGCUGUGUGCUGCUCUGAUGGGAACCACUGCUGUCCCAUAAACUACAAGUGUAACGAGGGCAAGACCACAUGCUUCAAAGGGGAAGUGCAGAUCCCCUGGUACACCAAGCUUCCUGCCACCACCAGCAUCGAGGCACAUCCCAGCUCUGUGGAGUGCGAGGAGCAGGCUCAGUGUCCUGAACGCACCACCUGCUGCCGACUGCAGACGGGCGAGUGGGGCUGCUGCCCGCUACAAAAUGCUGUGUGCUGCACAGAUAAGGAGCACUGCUGCCCGCAGGGUUACACCUGCAACAGUGGCUCUAAGUCCUGUCAGAAGCUUAUCAUGCUGCAGCUGGAGUCCGUCCCUCUAACACUGCUCGAGCAUCAACCCCUGCUCCUUCCCUCUAACGAAAGAGACGUCAAGUGUGAUGAAGUGACCAGCUGUCAAGACGGAGAGACCUGCUGCAAGACAUCUCCGACUGAAUGGGGCUGCUGUCCAUCUCCUAAUGCGGUGUGCUGCAGCGACAUGAUGCACUGCUGUCCCCAGGGCUACACCUGCACUGACACUGGAGACUGCAUCCAGAACGCCAGGGUCCACUGGCAGUACUGGAACGUGUUCCUCGCCAACAAAAAGAGAGCUCUUAUUGUGUGAAAAAAAUCCUUCCUGCACUGUCAUUUGUUUCUGCCUGCAAUUCGCUUAUGGGAAAUAAUAUAAAGGGAUUUUAUGACAAUUGUUUUGUUCUGAGAGGAAAGUAGUUAAAGGGUGAAGGUGACACAUUGAAAUUGAAUUGCACUUGAGGUUAUGAUAUUCUGCAACAACUACUACAUGCAAGAAGAUCAGGGCAUUGGCAUUAUAAUAACUAAUUUAAAGGUCAAAUGGAUCCUUGUUAAUCCAAGCUGCUUGAAACUCCACCUUGUCCAUUAAAACACUCAGGUUAUGAUUGUAUUCACUGUGAAUCAUCUGUUUUUGUAUGUUAUGCUUCAGCUGCCUCAACUUCUUUUAUCAAUAAUCAGCCAAAAUUCUGGGUAUAAUUUGACAUAAUUGUAUGAUUAUAAUGUAUGUGAUUCCACCUAAAUAUAUAAAUGAAUCUGAUGCAGUACUGUUAUCUGGUCAGUACUUUAUAGAGAUGUUUGUGGCAUAAUCUGUAAUAAGAUAUUAUCUUCAAGAGUUUACAUUGUGUUGAUCUUUCUUUAAAAAAAAUUAAGAAGUUACAUGCACUGUUCUGCUCGAUCUGCAUAAAACCAUAAAACGAAUAAACAACAUGUUAUGUUACAACAAUAAAAAGGUAUCAAACCAUU